GCGCGACCCGCCUGCCGCGCAUGCGGCGAAGCCGGAGGCGGCUGCACGCCUGCAGCCGCGAGGAGGCCCGCCGCACGGCGCUGCCGGCAUGUGGGCAGCAGGAUACUGCCGCGCGCGGCCGGACGACGGCCCGGGGGAGGUGGUGGACACGGCGGGGCCGCAGACGCCACGGCCGAGUCCUCGCGGGCGGGCCCGCGGCCAGCUCACCGCCCUGCACGAGACGAGGCCGGCCCUGGAGGCCGACGCCGGCCUGGAAGGGCGCUACCGUCUGGCCGACGUCGACUCCCCGAGGGAAAUGCCGGCGCAGCCCGAUCAGACGGAGGAGUCGGCACGCUCGGCCGACUCGAUGCCGCCGACGCCGAAGGUCUCCCGGAUUGGCACCAUGGAGGAUCAGGUUAUCGGCAACGCCACCCCGAAGGGGGAGCUGCUCAGGCACGGCGUCGGUGACGUUCUGACCAAUUUGGUCGACGACUCUGCCGGGCUGCUAGGCGAAAUAGCCGAUGACACCACGGCCAGCGGGACCGAGGGCGUCCACGCCGAGGGGUCCUCGAAGCCGUCGUCCACGCCGUCCCACGGCAGGCUCGACGCCGAGGGCGCCGCCGCGCCUCCCGCAGCGGCCGAGCGGCCCGACUUCACAGGCGCCCAGCCCGCCGCGCGGCUCGCGAGCGGCGGCAGGCUCGCGCUCCCCACUGGAGGGGACCGGACGGGCCGCGGAUCGGGAUGA
Messenger RNA from Prorocentrum cordatum, 724 nucleotides. The record is from the annotation of a GenBank genome assembly. Lineage: Eukaryota; Dinophyceae; Prorocentrales; Prorocentraceae.